GGCUGAAAUAUGACGUUUCUAUUUAAUCAUGGUAUCACUAGGGAGGGGAUGGGAAGAAAGUGCUAAGCUACCCGAAACAUAAACCAAGUCGGCAUUUGCGCUGCACGGGAGCAAGUGAGCACGCCGUCCUCUGCGCACACUCACCCACCAGAGGCGGCCAGCCCAGCCGGGACCAUGAGCGAGCGUGGCCCUCGCACGGAGGCCUCCAUGUUUUUGGAGGUGGACCGCCUCGAGCGCGAUAACAACGAUGAAGACAAGAUGGCACACUACGACGACGACAAAGACGACGACGACCUGAUGUCGGCACCCUCGGGCUCACGCGUCUACGACCGCACUACGGUGCUCAUCGAGCAGGACCCCAUCCGGCUGGACGAGGAGGGAGAGGAGGACCAUGGACACUGCGUGGGGGAUGACGACGGGGGCACUUUCCUAGUCGACGGGGACCUGGACGAGGAGGAGGAGGGCUCUAUGACCUUCAUGGGUGACCAGGAUGGCAUGUCGCAGGGAUACGUGCAUCACACCAUCUCGCCCGACCAGAUCCAGUUCAUCAUCAACCCGGGGUCCAUGGCCAUGCCACGCAACAUCGAGGGGGCCACCCUCACUCUGCACUCCGAGUGUCCAGAAACCAAGCAACGGGAGGUGAAGAGGUACCAGUGCAUGUUUGAGGGAUGCACACGGACCUACAGCACGGCAGGCAACCUGCGCACGCACCAGAAGACCCACCGGGGCGAGUACACAUUUGUGUGCAACCAGUUGGGCUGCGGCAAGGCCUUCCUCACUUCCUACAGCCUGAAGAUCCACGUGCGCGUUCACACCAAGGAGAAGCCCUUUGAGUGUGACGUGCAGGGCUGCGAGAAGGCCUUCAACACCCUGUACAGACUGAAAGCACACCAGAGACUGCACACGGGGAAGACGUUCAACUGUGAAUCGGAGGGAUGCACAAAGUACUUUACCACACUCAGUGACCUGAGGAAGCACAUUCGCACUCAUACUGGGGAGAAACCAUUCCGGUGUGACCAUGAUGGUUGUGGCAAGGCGUUUGCUGCCAGCCAUCACCUAAAGACGCAUGUACGGACACACACAGGGGAGAAGCCUUUCAACUGUCCCAGCGACGGCUGUGAGAAAGCAUUCAGCAGCCAGUACAGUUUGAAGAGUCACGUCAGGGGCCAUGGGGCUAAGGGCCAGCCCUUCAGUGUCACCCUCACCCACCCCUUGUCCGAGGAUGCAAAUCAUUCACUGUGCCUCAGUGACUUGAGCCUCAUCUCGACUGACUCGGAGCUCAGAGAAAACAUCCACAAUUCUCAGAACUUGGACUUGAGCAGUGUUACCCCCGUGAGGAUCUUCGAGCUCAUGUUCCAGAGUCCGGAGAACAGUGUUAGUCAAGACGAUGCACAUCCUCACGAGAGCCUUGUUGAAGCCUUUGGCCAGGAGACUGGCCAGUCCACCAUGGGCGAUGGCUCCACCCCCAUCUCCUUCUCGUUCUCCCUCGUUCCUUCCUCCUCAUCCUCCUGUUCCCACUCUCACCCUCACUCCCACACCACCACCACCACUGUCCUGGAGGCUUCCUCCCAGCUUCCUCUAAGCCAAACCCCCUCUUCCCAGGUUCAAGCACCUCCUGCCACCAUUAGUAAUAUUACCGCAGUCAGCUCCACCCAGCCCCAUGCCACCUUCGUACCCUUACCCACUGCCCUGCAGACGCCAGAUGUGCCUGCCCACUACGUGGCACUGCCCGCCCAGACUGCUCCAAUAGUGCCCUCUACUGCGCCAGUAGUGGUGCCAGGCCCAGCCCUCGCGGCUCUGGGCGCUGUAGUCGCCACCACAGAGACUGUGCCGCUGCCGGCCGUGGCUCACACUCACACCGUGCCUUUGGCCAGCAACACCAACCCUGCCCUGGUGCCCCCAGCCUCUGCCCCCACUUUCACCCCAAGCCACAGCCACACCCAGAGCCUGUUGCAGCCCAGCAUUGUCAUGUCCGACCAGAACCUGCAGUGGAUCCUUAACACUGCAGCCAACAACCAGCAGAACCCAGAGCAAGCUCCACACGGAGGUCCAAAAGUAGAGAAGGUCUUCUUUACCACAGCCAUACCAGUGGGAGGAAAUUCAGGCAACUCUGUCCAGCAGAUCGGCCUCAGCCUUCCCGUCAUCAUCAUCAAACAGGAGGAGUCCUGCCAGUGCCAGUGUGCCUGCAGGGACUCUUCUAAAGACAAGAGCUCCAACGCCUCGUCAGCACCACAACAACAGCCCGCAGUGCCCACCACUCCUCCACCUCCCCCCACUCCCGUGGCACUGCCCUUUCCCACCGUACUCCCCCCAGCACCCUCUUUCCCCUUGUGCUGCCUCCCACCGCUCACCUCGGAAGUGAACGAGUCCCCGCCUCUUCCCCAAACAGGUGCAGUAGGACCGGGUAGCCCCUCGACCUCUGUUCAGACGUUCUCCACAGGAGUGGCCACGGUGACCACCAACCCCCCUCCUAUCACGGAUGGUUUGGCCACCAUGGACGUGUCGGACUUCCUGUCCCUGCAGAGCCCCGAGAGCACGACCAACAUUGAGGCUCUGCUACUGGUGACCAGCAGUGACGACUUCACUAUGGCUGGCGCUAGCACCACUAUCAACCCCUAGUGGACACUCAGGCUUUGUCCCUAUUCUCCACCCUUCUCUUGCAUACUCCCAGUCAUGGAUUUAAAAGCAUUGAGUUGGUGUAAGUGUUGGGCAGAGGGAGUUUCUACCAUUGUUAAAUUAAAGGGAGUGUGCAAAUGCACACUUUAGGAGAAGGAUGUAGAAUCAGGACGCAGCCGCACUUUCUGAUUUACCCACUACACGUCUGCUUUUCAAGUAUUGUAAGUGAAACUUAAUGAUGGGGCUUGUUUUGGAAAAGCUGCAAAAUGCAUGCCAUUCAAGAAAAGUGUUCUUAAUUGGCUGGCUCUCCAUCAAAGAAGACACGGUCUUGAAAGGCCCUAAGAACUAUUGUUUGCUUCUAAUAUGGCGUGAAGCUGAUUCCUGAGAGAAGCCAAACAAAACAUUGUUGUCUAUAUCCAUGUACUGUACAUUAGUUCCUAACUGUAACUAAUACGAUUAGUUGGUAAGUGAUUGACCAGAAUGCACUGCAUGAAGUGAAUUGGAAUUUCAUCAACUAUAUUUCCUACAAGGAAUUUGUGGCAGUUUUGCCAUUCCCUUAAAAGCAAUGUAUUGCUAAUGCCAUAAUGUGAAGAGUAAUUUCCAGUGUUUUACAUAAAUUAGCUAGUGUAGUCCAGAUUUUUGUUUUGUCUUACGUCUCGCUUUGUUUGUUAGUUUUUGUCUUUCUUUACAGGUAUAUUUACCAAUUGAAAAAGAAAUUGGCUGUGACACAAUUUGCUUGACUUUUAAAUAUAAUUUAGAAGUCAAUACAUCAGUAAUAAGCCGAACUUAAUAUUAAUAUUUUGUUAAAAAAAUAUAUUAUUAUUAUUAUUGGAGAAAAAAAAAAUCAAUUUCUGACCUUGGACUGUCAUCAAGUCUCAGCUUAUUGAUCAUCAUUGUUAAUUUAUUCCACUUUUCACCUAAGUGUUUUUUUUUGUCCCCCUUCUGUUGUUACUGAGUUUUGUUUUAUGGAGCCCCCCUCAAUCUUAAGUUUCCAGAAAGCCAUUUCAACACUGCACCUUGUUGCAAUUAAUUGUACAUCGAGGUUGUCAAAAAAGAGGUCCUCAGUGGUAUUUUUGGUCUGUACAACCUCUUCACAUUGAAAUCAUGAAUCAAUAAUAAUAUAUGCCAUUUAGCAGACGCUUUUAUCCAAAGCGACUUACAGUCAUGUGUGCAUACAUUAAUCAAGGAUGAAAAAAUUGCUCACAACCGUGUUUCUCAAUUCUCCCACUCAGGGAUGCAUCGUGGCAUAUCUAAUUUAUACAAUUUGAGAUUUUCCUUUAUUUAAUAAGAGAUUGUCCAUUUUGGACAUUUUAGCAGUCAACUGCCCUGUUGCCCAUCGAUUGUAGUAGCCCCCUUUUUCGGCUGCACUCCCCUCUUUGUGCACUGUCUAAUAUGACCAGUUAUCUGAGUUAUUACUAUGACACUUUUUGAAUACCACUGCGGUCAGAAGUGGUUUGUUUCUGAAGGGUGUUGAUGGUGUAAAUACGGUACAUUUAAAUGUGAACACUUAUUCCUUCAGAUUGUUUUAGAAUGUAUUUGUUUUGUAUAUCAUUUUGAAUAUGUAGACUUGAACCUUGGAGACCCCCUGCGCUGCCCUUUGUCUUUGCAUUCUGCGCCCAUGCAGAUGCUCACACAUCUUAUGCAGAAGAGUUUAAAAUUAAGCCUUAUAAUGGUUAGUUUUAGGGCCAUUGGCUUCUGUGCAGUCAACAUAGUAUUUAUUUUCAAAUGCAAGCAUAAGUAACUUUCUUGGAGUAUAUGACAAUAUUAUUUCACAUGGGACAUAAUGCAAUGAUUACAAAAUUGGAGAGAAGGCAUUAUGCCCUAAUAUCAUGUGUAGAGCAACCUAGCCUUACUACAGGAUCUCACUUGCUGUGGCUUACUGAGCUGGCUCCUUGCCUAGUCAGUCUUUUCCUAUGGCUUGAUUUGGACACGCUGCCUGACUACUUCCUCCUGUUAAUCUAGUCUUGUUCAAUGCCUUUUUAGCAGCUGCCUACAAGUGGACAAAAGUACAUUAAAAAGAAAUACAUCACUUUUUGUUUGAAGAUUUAACAGAUAGUGCCAACAAAUCAAAUGAUCCCCCAAUUAUUAUUUUUCUAUUGUAAUUUGUUUUAUGUGAAGAUGUUACUGCAAAGAUAUACUGUAGAUGGAAAUUGUUUCUCUUGAUUUUUUUGUUUGUUGUAGUAUUCUAUUGUAGACAAAUAAUACUUCAUUUUACAGAUCACUACAUCAAUGUUGUAGUCGGAAAUUGUAAUUACAUCAACAUUUUGAAUUGGUACUUCACAGGCAUUGAUUGACAACAGCUAUCAUGUUCUAUUAUUUAGCAUGGAAAGAGGGACUGAGAUCCAACCUAGGUGUCAUCAUGUAUCAUAGGAUAACAGAGUAUGCAGGAAAUCUGUCUGGCAGACCUGAAUAGGGGAAAUGUUUAAACUAACAUGGGCUAUUCCCUUUUCUGUUUUGAGAUUUAACCAAUACCAAAACUUGAUAACCUGCAAUAUUAAUUAAUGUAGUUGGCACUUAAAAUUGAAUAUAAAAUGUGAAUUAUCAAAUGUGAAUUUUUCUUGUGACAAUUUGAACAAUUUUACUGAGUUACAGUUCAGAAAAUUGAAAUAAAUUCAUUAGGCCCUAAUCUAUGGAUUUCACAUGACUGGGCAGGGGCACAGCCAUGAGUGUGCCUGGGAGGGUGUAGGCCCACCUACUGGGGAGCCAGGCAAUCAGAAUGAGUUUUUCCCCAACAAAAAGGGCUUUAUUACAGAAAUAAUCAUCAGUUUCAUCAGCUGUCUGGGUGGCUGGUCUCUGACAAUCCCGCAUGUGAAGAAGUUGGAUGUGGAGGUCCUGGGCUGGCGUGGUAACACGUGGUUUAGACGUACUGCCAAAUUCUCUAAAACGACAUUGAUGUCCACCAUUGCAACAGCUCUGGUGGACACUUCUGCAGUCAGCAUGUCAA
This is a messenger RNA of Oncorhynchus gorbuscha (pink salmon), 5560 nucleotides long. Its product is annotated as metal regulatory transcription factor 1-like. The record is from RefSeq and is a predicted model, not a curated record. The transcript has 11 exons. Gene Ontology annotation, molecular function: DNA-binding transcription activator activity, RNA polymerase II-specific; RNA polymerase II cis-regulatory region sequence-specific DNA binding. Gene Ontology annotation, biological process: positive regulation of transcription by RNA polymerase II; central nervous system development. The coding region runs from base 175 to 2619 and encodes 814 amino acids. NCBI's taxonomy places the organism in Eukaryota, Metazoa, Chordata, Actinopteri, Salmoniformes, Salmonidae. Gene Ontology annotation, cellular component: nucleus.